UUAAUAAAAUAUUUUGACUUGUUUUGAGCUGAAAAAUUGAAAAAUUGUUUUAUUAUUUAGGUACUUCGCUGGCGAAUCAUCAAUGAAGGCUAUAUCAUACUAUUUUUUAAGAGGUGAAACUACUGUGAGAAAUAUAGUGGAAACUACUAGUGAAUCGUUGUGGAGUGUAUUACAACCGUUAUACAUGCCAGUUCCUACUAAAGAAAGUUGGACUAAUGUGGCUGAAAGAUAUCAAGAACUGUGGAAUCUACCCAACUGUGUCGGCAGUAUUGACGGCAAGCAUAUAAGGAUUAAAGCACCGGCCAAUUCAGGAUCAGCAUUCUAUAAUUAUAAAGGAUUCUUCUCUAUAGUAUUAAUGGCAACGGCAGAUGCCGAUGGAAAAUUCAUAACAAUAGACGUUGGAGAAUACGGUCGCAAUAGUGACGGACGUGUUUUAAAAGAAUGUGCUUUUGGUCAACAAUUGCUGAAAAACAAACUCGAUUUGCCUGAACCAUCAACUUUACCAGGAGAAGAAAAUGAACCACCAUAUGCAUACUAUUUUGUUGGUGAUGAGGCUUUCCCUCUAAUGAAUAAUUUAUUGAGACCUUACCCAAGGAGACAAUUAACAAAUGCAAAACGUAUCUUUAACUACAGACUUUCUCGUGGACGUAAAUCAAUAGAAUGUGCUUUCGGAAUGAUGACAUCAAAAUUUAGAAUAUUGGAAAGCCCAAUAUGCCGUAAAAUUGAAAAAGUUGAUACUUUAGUAAAAGCAAUAUGCGUUUUACACAACUUUAUACGUACACACGAUGGUAUUUUUUCAACUUCCACAGAUCUACAAGAAUAUUCUACAGGAUAUAGUGGUGAAACUCAAUUCAACUCACAAGAAAAUAGAAGUAGAACAAGACCAUCUAAUGUUGCAGUAGAAUCGAGAGAUAGAUUAUGCUAUUAUUUUUUAAAACCAUAUGCAUCACUGCCUUGGCAAAACAAUUAUGCUAUUUAAUUAUUUAAUUUUAUAUGUGGGUAAUAUAAA
This is a messenger RNA of Acyrthosiphon pisum (pea aphid), 1009 nucleotides long. RefSeq names its product protein ANTAGONIST OF LIKE HETEROCHROMATIN PROTEIN 1-like. The coding region runs from base 83 to 979 and encodes 298 amino acids. The record is from RefSeq and is a predicted model, not a curated record. Lineage: Eukaryota; Metazoa; Arthropoda; Insecta; Hemiptera; Aphididae. The transcript is spliced from 2 exons.